Molecule: messenger RNA, 1278 nt
Organism: Suillus clintonianus
Lineage: Eukaryota; Fungi; Basidiomycota; Agaricomycetes; Boletales; Suillaceae
Exons: 2
Coding region: 1-1278 (425 amino acids)
Source: RefSeq, a predicted model, not a curated record
AUGCACGUGCAGAUCCACCGCAGCGCAAGCACACCACGUCGCAUUAGAUUCGCACCACUACCUGACCAGAAUCCCAUCGACGUCGACCCAGUACCACAAACUGAGUCCCCAAUACCAUCCACAAUCAUCACCACAGACUCAAAUCCCAAACCCAAAUCUUCCUUCUUCCGUCAAAUCUUUAAACGUUCCUCUCUCGUCAUCGAUGCGCCCCCUCGACGCUUCUCCACAGAAGACAUAACAUCUCGUAUCCUUCGUCGUCCUCGAACUCCCCAGGCACAACAACAGUUCGGUUCCCCACUUUCUCGAACACCUUCCACAACCCAACCAAAACGUCCAUCCACCGCCCCAUCAUCCUCAAAACCACGUUCCUCAAUAAACUCACUCGGCUCAGGCGGCGGUCGCCAUACAAUGCCCCCAAACCGUACCACUCCCCCAACAUCACCAACAUCCCCCACUUCCCGCCCAUCAGUCCCAACAAAAUCAGGAAUGCGCAUGCUCAACGGUCGCGUAUACGGAUCAAAACGUCAACCUCCAGCAGACCCCUUUGCAAACGUUCGUGACGAACCAGAAUUCGUAGAAUGGGGUUAUGGCGGCAUGGGCAGCGUAACCCACAGUAGCGACUCAAAGUAUUCCGCACUCGCAAAGGGCGCACCAGCUCUACUUUCCCACGGUCAAGCUCAGAAAAUACCAGUCGGCGGAGGCCGCGGUGGUGCUGCCGUAGCCGUGGAAAGGAAAGGUGCCGGCGAUGUCGAUGACGAUGACGGCAGUGGCAUGGGGUGGGUUCGGAAGAGGAAACUAGAGAGAGAACGUCUAGCAAGGGAGAAGGAGGCUACCGAGGUCACAACUGUCCUUGAUACGUAUUCAAGGCGUACAAGCACUGACGGAUCUUCCGCCGUGGACAGUACAAGCACUGAUCUCUCCACUCUCGCUGCCUCUUCAGCUCCUACAACCCCUCCUAGCACAUCCGAUACCCUCCCCCAGGACGAAGCAGAGCAAGAACAGCAUAUCUUGCAGGCCGUCAGAUUGAGCCCUACUCAUCAUCACCAUAAACGGCCCUCCACUUCAUCGCCCGGCGACCUCGUGGUGGGCACCACACAUUCCCCCGUCGAGCCUGCUAAGAGCAGCCCAAGCACUACCAGCGAGAGCAGCAGCGAUGACGACGAGACUCCCAGAGAGGAUGAUGAUGAGAGCGAGGUCGAGGAAACAGAGGAUCAGCGAAAGACAUCGCUAGGUGCUGGAGUGGAAAAGAUAAGCAGGCAUAAAGAGGGUGUCCACUGA